Alligator sinensis (Chinese alligator) is the source of this 672-nucleotide messenger RNA. RefSeq names its product interferon alpha-7. Gene Ontology annotation, biological process: cytokine-mediated signaling pathway; B cell proliferation; adaptive immune response. Gene Ontology annotation, cellular component: extracellular region. Gene Ontology annotation, molecular function: type I interferon receptor binding; cytokine activity. The record is from RefSeq and is a predicted model, not a curated record. NCBI's taxonomy places the organism in Eukaryota, Metazoa, Chordata, Crocodylia, Alligatoridae. The transcript has a single exon. The coding region runs from base 1 to 672 and encodes 223 amino acids.
AUGGAAGAGCCCGCAAAAGACGCACAAGCUCUGGGUUUUCAGCUUCUUCCCAAAGACAAAGACAUCAGGAUUACCUACUUGAUCAUUAUGAACACCUUAUCUCAAAGAAGUUUCCUGCAUGUUUGCCUUGUGCUGGUGUUCUCCAUCAAAUCCUUCUCCUCCACCAAAAUCUCAUCUCCAGACUGCUCCAGACUGCAGCAAAUCAAAGUGAACCAUAGCCUACACCUCCUGUGCAGGAUGGGUGGACAAUUUCCUUUAUCAUGUCUAAAUGACAGGACAGACUUCAGGAUCCCCAGAGAGAUUUUCAUAACCAGAAAGAAGGAGAAUGCCCCGAUGAUAAUCCAUGAGCUCCUCCACCACAUCUUCCAGCUUUUUAGCAAGAAUCUUCCACAAGGUCCCUGGAACCCAAGUUGCAUUGAGAAAUUCCAAAAUGGACUGCACUGGCAAAUUGAGCAGCUGGAGAAAUGUUUUGGUGGGGAGAUGCAGCAGGCAACAAGGAACUGGAAAAAUGGGCUUUUACAGAACAUCCUGAAAGUGAAGAAAUAUUUCCAAAGAAUCAGCCACUUCCUCAAUGAGAAAAACUACAGCCGCUGUUCCUGGGAAACAGCUCGCAUGGAAAUGAGAAGAUGCUUUCUGUUUCUUGACCAUCUCUUAAAAAACCUUCAAAACUAA